CAUGCAGAGUUCGUUGAUAACAUUAUUGUAACAAAGUAAUAGUCUAGUUAACAAUUACUUGUUUAAAUGGGAUAUACAAUGUAUUUGUUGUCCUUUAGGCACUUAUAGGCUAUAGGCUAUACAAAUCUUUCGACAGGGGUCAGUAUCUUCACGCUCCUCUAAAAGCAACGCGACACUUUGGUCACGUGGUCUGACCGAGUAGGACAGCCAUCUUCCCUAAAACACAAACAACAAGAGCGUACUAGACAUCAACACGCACCGACCAUUGGAGAGGGAGAGAGAGAGCAAACCAACAGUAAACACGGAGCACGAUUCUCGAGGAGGAGCACGGAACACAAACAACUGCACAUGAAUCCAAAGUGAAGAUCGUCGAGUUUGACGGGGUGACUGGACAGUAAAAUCGCAUCGACAGCUCCAGAAAUACGAUAAAGGAGGGAGAGGGAUUGUCGGCGUGAGGACGAGGACACCAGCUGGGACCUGGUCCACACAGCAUUGCCAGUACAACAAAAAAAGUUUUAAAAUCACACACGCAUAGAGAUAGAAAGAAGCUUAUUGGGUUCAUAUCUGCUUCUGGCAGCUGUAUUAUCAACAAGUUAGAUUCUUUUUUUUUUUUUUUUGUCUGUUCGUCUAUUUUGUUUGUUUCUUGUAGUCGAUCGACUUUAGACAUCAGUAUCAAAGCUCUGCAGUUUUUGCAGUCCAACAGGUAUUACUCAUUUUAGGCGGGCUUGAUUAUUAUUAUUAUUUUUAUUUUCAUUGGCUGUGAACAAGAGAGCUCUUACCGGGUCUGAACUUUUGUGUUUUUGCUCUCCUGCACACAUACCCUGAAUAAGGCAGCUAUAACCCUAGUCUCUCUUGAGUUGGCUUCUUUGAAACACACACACACACACACACACAACCUUUCAGCUCUUUCACUCAGACCUGGUCCAGCCUAGUCUUGCCUGCGCCACUCCCCUGGACAGGACUUUCACCUCUGAGAAGGAAGGAAGAAUAUGACUGCUGAAACACUUAACUUUGGCCCAGAAUGGCUCCGUGCACUUUCCAGUGGAGGCAAUGUGUCUUCCCCUCCUGCCUCUCCUGCUAUGCCAAAGUACAAGUUGGCCGAAUACCGUUAUGGGCGAGAGGAGAUGCUAGCACUUUAUGUCAAGGACAACAAGGUCCCUGAAGAAAUGCAGGAUAAAGAGUUUGCUGCUAUUCUGCAGGAUGAGCCUCAACAGCCACUGGCACUGUUGGCUCUCACCGAAGAGGAGCAGAGGAACUUCUCCAUGUCUGUCAACAGUGUGGCUGUGCUGAGGCUUAUGGGUAAGGGGGGUGGGGCCGUCCCGGCCGGGGUGAACCGAGGAAGAGGCAGCGUGAGAGGCGGUCGAGGUCGAGGAAGAGGAGGAGAGAUCGGAUUCUACCAAAGAAGCAGUGAGGAAGUAGAGGGCGGUUUUGGUCGGAGCGUUCGAGAGGUGCAUCGCAGUCAGAGCUGGGAUGACAGAGGUGAAAGACGUUUUGAGAAACCUCUGCGGAGAGAAGCUGUGCGCCUGGGUUUCGAGGAGGGGGUUCCAGGUGGCAGAAAGGAGUUCAUGCGCUCUGAUAGUGACAACUGGCGCAUACUGAGAGAGGAACAGGAGGAGGAGGACGCAGGAGAGACUGGUGUCAGCUGGAGACUCACCGGUUCACGAAGAGAUGAUGGUGGUCCUCGCUCAGCUGGUUGGCGGGAGCAUUCUGGUCCAGGUGAAGUUCGCCGCAGGAAGUUUGACUUCGACUUCCGGGAUGGAGGGAUUGAGGGAGGCAGAAGGAGAGCAGGAAGCGAAGGAGCAGAGGAUGAGAGAGAUGGUCUGCCAGAGUGGUGCACAGAUGAGGAAGAUGGAGAAAUGGGAACCUUUGAUUCUUCUGGAGCGUUUAUGUCUAUUAAGAAGGGCCCGAAAGACCCCAUUCCAGAAGAGGAGUUUGAGUUCCAGGGGUUGGAGGAUGAGGAGGAGGACAGUGUUUAUCAAGAGAAGAAAAAUGAGUCUGGAGCUGAAAUAAGCGAGAAAGAUGUGACUGAUUCUGCUCCAGUGUCUGAAACUGAAGUGAAACCAGGUUCUCCUUCCCCUCCUCCUCCUCCUCUCCCUCCUGUCCCUCCAACUCUUCCACCUCCUGUCACUGAGGCUGUGCCCUCUGCUGCCCCCUCUGGCCUGGAGAAAUUUCAGCCUGCCCCCUCCAUUCCCAACAAACUACCAAGUGAAGUGUUAUUAGAGGCCAUGUUAGAUUUGAGCCCCAGUGCCUCCUCCAGUCUGCCUUCAUCGCCUCCCUCUUUGUCCUCUGCUGCUACUGACCUCCCACCACCAGGGGGUGAUAUUGAGGACGAUGAGGGCAUGAAGCACCUGCAACAGGAGGCAGAGAAGAUGGUGGCAGCGCUCCAGGACACAUCUCUAGAGGAAGAGUGUUUCACCCAGACUCUUCAGGAGGGCAGAAACACAGCCUCUGCUCUUCCUCUUUCCCAUGACUCUGCCAUGAAAUGGUUUUACAAAGACCCGCAAGGAGAGAUUCAGGGACCUUUCAGUACAGUGGAGAUGUGUGAAUGGUUUCAGGCGGGGUAUUUCGACAUGAACCUGCUUGUUAAACGUGGUUGUGAUGAGGGAUUUCAGCCACUGGGGGAUGUCAUUAAGAUGUGGGGGCGUGUGCCUUUCGCCCCUGGACCCUCCCCUCCGCCCCUCUUGGUGAGGAAUCAAGCCCACCCUCGCCCUCACCCACCCCAGGGGGCAACCGGUAAUAUGGAUCAGGAGCGGCUGAAGAAACAGCAGGAAUUAGCUGCUGCCAAGGCUCUUUACCAGCAGCAACAGCAGCUGUUCCAGCUCAUCAACAGGUGUGGAGAGCAGGGUAUGAUGCCUUCGUUAAACAGGUCGAUGUCAGUGCCAGAUACAGGGUCCAUGUGGGACAUGCAUACCUCAGCCUCACAGCCAGCAGGCGGUGAGGCCAGUCUAUGGGACUUAAUGAAUUCUUCAACUCAGGGUCCAAUUCUAGAACAGCUUCAGAAGCUACAUGAGAGGAGAGAAGCUGAACUCAGGGCCAAGCGUGAGGAUGAGGAGAGAAAACGGAGGGAUGAGAAAAGGCGAGAAGAGCAGAAAAGGAGAGAGGAGGAGGAGAUUUACAGGCGCAAACAGCAACAGGAUUUGCUGGUGAAGUUGCUCCAGCAGACUCAGCGUCAGGGUUCCUCAGGCUCCGGGUCGAGCUGGAGCGGAGGACCCAACCCUGGGCUGGGAAAGCAGACCAAGCCCCACAACCUCCUGGAAAUCCAGCAGGAGGCUGAAAGAAUGCACAAACAACAGCACAGAGUCCAGCAGCAGAGGUGGGGUGAUGCCUCUUCGUUGUGGGGAACGGCUGGAUCUUUGGAUGGAAAGGUGGGUGGAGGUGGCAGCCCUUCUGGAGGAGGGAUGGGAAUCUGGGACGAGGCCCUCAAGAACCAGAGCGCACUUCGCAGCAACAUAGGGCUGAAGAACAGCCGGAGCAGUCCCUCAUUGAGUGAGCAGUACAUGAUGAGAGGCCGUAAACGCACUGAGGAAGAGGAGCGGCUGUUGAAACUCCUGCAGGGGGUGAAGUCUCAGGACGGCUUCACCACCUGGUGUGAACAGAUGCUGCAUGCGCUCAACACCUCCGCCAGUAACUGCUCCUCUUCCCAGGAUGUGCCUACUAUUGUGGCGUACCUGAAGGAGGUGGAGUCCCCGUAUGAAGUGUUGAACUUUAUCUGCUCCUACCUGGGUGACACUGUCGAAGCCAAAGAGUUCGCCAGACAGUUCCUGGAGCGCCGUGCCAAACAGAAAGCUAACCACCAGAGACAGCAGCAGCAGCUCUCCAAAGAGAUGGCUGGACUUAGCAUGAACAACUUCUCUCUGCAGGAUACUGUUCGAGGAAUGAACCCCAGUGCCCUGUUCCAGGCAAUGCAUUCUGGGAAGGGGGGUGGGGCCUAUGAACAGGCAGCAAAGCUGAAGAAGAAACAGCCCACGAUGCUGCACUCUGACCCAAGCAUCUUAGGGUACUCAUUCCAUGGUGGUCCUGAUCGGUAUGGUCUAAACGAGAUGGAGAUGGUGGAGGAUUACUGAAUACACAGCAAUAGCUACACGAGGCCUUUAAACCCGCGGGUCCACCUAAUCAGACUCCGCAAGUCGAAUGUGCACUGCUUUGAGGGAGAGGGCUUUGGGGAUAAGCCAGGAGUAAGGUAUCAGUUUAGGGGUGGGUGGGUUUUGCGCUGGGAAUAGAAGAAUGUAAUUCAACAGGGAAGGGAACAGGUGUGACUUUAUUUUUGUGUGUGUGUGUUUUCAGGGGAAGGGGGGUGAAAAAAGUUCUGGCACUUACAGCAUUAAGCACCUUACACUCAGACUAAUGCACUUUAUUAAGAUAGGUUUUUUUUUUCCUUUUUUCUAUUUUGAGAAGAUUUACUUGUAUAUUUAUGUGGUAUGCUUCAGAAAUAUUACCACAUAUAUAUAUAUAUAUCUAUAUACUGUGUGUUGAAUCAGAACUGGAGUUUGUGCUGGGAGGAAAUGGUGGCGAUUGGGGGACCAUUGUGUGUUUUAGUUCAGAUAUUAUCAGAAAACAAAUCCUCUCUUUAAAGACGAACACUGUUGUUUUUUUAUAUGCAUAUAAAUAUAUAUAAAGUUUCUAUAAAAAAAAAAAAACGUAAAGCUAUUAUAAAAAAAACUUUGAUUAUAAAACUUGAAGAUUUGCACUCAAAUAAAAUGCAAGUUAAAAAGAUAAAAAAAAGUUCGAUAUAAUAGAUGAAUAUUUUUGUGAUCGUGUGCCUGUGUGUGUGUGUAUGUCUAUGCACGCAUGUUUUUCAAGAAUGAGAGUGUGUGCGUAUGUGUGUGUGUGUUAUAAACAUACCAGUCUGCACAAUGUAUUUUUUUUUUUAUCGCUUGGACGUAUGAUCAAAAGAGGCCAUUUUUUUUUUUUUUUUUUAUUAUUCUAUGAACUGAAUGUGUGAAUGCUUGUGUACAGGAGGAACUGUGUGUAUUACUCCUCUUGUAAAUGUGCAGUAUGUAAGUGAACGAACGAAUGAACAAAUGAAAGACAGAGAGAGGGGGCAAUGGCACAACACAUCCUCUUUCACCAGCCCUUCAAUUUCCCAACAAAGAAUGACCUCUAGAUUCAAACUCAAAAGCUUUAGCCCAUUUUGCGCCAACCAGCACUCUUAGUUUUCAUGGUAGGAAGGGCAAGAGACGUCUUUUCCUGCCUCCACUCCAUCUUGCCUCUGUGAGGUUUAAAAACAUGUCAUGUCAUUGUUCUGUUUGUUUUUGUUGAAGAGCUCAGUCUUGUAUACCUUUAGGAAAUGGUUACUUGUGGUACGUAUGUUGCGAGUGUGUUUAUUUUCUGUCCCCACGUGUGCCUAAGAACUAAAGUGAGAAUGAUUUAGAUUUCAUUGCUGCCAUUGAGACAUGAUUUUUUUUUAGCAAAGGGGAGUGGUUUCUGUUGGAAGGCUCCGCCCCCCACAUGCCUCCCAUGCUUAUUAAUCAAGAGCCUAUUUCUGUACAGUUCUAUUGUAGCUUGGGGAUGUGCGGAUGAAAGAAUUGUUUGAUAUUUGGAGGUUGUGACCUAACAUUGCCUUUCUGUCCACUUUCUUAUUGAGUGACUGAGGUUUUGACUAUUUCUGGUUUAAAAAAAAAAAAAAAUGAUCGCAGCAAACUGUGCAAGUGCACUUAGCAGUGCACAAAAUGUUUAUAUUUUGUUACUUGUUCAUUGUUGUCAACGACAAUGAUGGUGAUUCAUUUUUUUCUUUUAAUGUUAUAUAUGACUAUAUGAAUCUGAAUAUAAACAAAGUAUUGGACUACAAAGGAAGAGCACUUGGGGCUGCUACUUUUUUUGUUCGUCUUGGAUUUUUUUUUUUUGCCACCAUGUGAAGUGCAUUUGUGUACUUUUUUUUUUUUUUUUUUUUCUUAAAAAGAUGUUGAAUGUAUUCCAAAAUGUAACGGUGUAGAUGGAGUUGCUCAACACAGGAUAUUAAAGUGUAAUCAGCAGGACAUCAUCAGGAGCUAAAUCGAAAAUCGCUCCCGAAAGGCUACCACAAAAACACACUGCCUCUACAAUCCUGUUCAUAAAGACUUGGACUAUGAAAAGGAGAACUUCAAAGAAAUUCUAUUCCAUACUGGAGUUUUGGUUGUUUACAAACCACACGGACAUUUGUGGGUGCUUUUUUCCCCCUUUAUUUUUGUGAUGAUUGAAUAUGUGAUUCUGCAGUUUCAGAAUAUUUUUUUGGGGGGGGGGGACUUCAAUGGCAUGAUGUCAGACCCUUUCUUUGCAUGUGGAUAUGAACGCAGCCUAUAUAACUUGCUGACCGAAACAAACUUGGAUCGCUGGAACACAAGUAAUGGAUUUCCAUCAAAGAUUUCUUCUUGUACCUUUAUCUCACGGACAGGGUGUGUUGUUAAGAAUCAUAAAGGCGACCAUAUUUUGUUUACCAAACUUCUGUUUACUUUUGUCUAAUCUUCUUUUGUAAUGGAUUCACAUUGAUGAACACAGAAGAAAUGCUUUAUGUACCUGGAAAGAAGGCAAAAAUCAAGACCGCACAGAUGACCUCUUGGUACUUAAAGAUGCAUAUUGAAUGCUUUAUAAUUUUUCCCUUUUAUCCAAUCUAUUUUUUUUUUGUUUUGGCUUGGAUUAUUUUGGAUGAACACAUCUAUGAUGGAUGUUGAUGAGAAGAGCAACUAGAGAACGUAUGUAUGACCUCAGAUCUGCCAGAUAAUUGUUUUGGACGGGGUGUCAUGGCCAUCAUCUUCAUAAGUUAACAAAGGGACUAGCACUGCCCUGAUACCCUCGCAAUGCACUUUUCUAAUUUGCUCAAAACUGUGAGGAACUUUCACUUGGGCUUGGGGAACGCAGACAGAGCGCAAGUUGCCCGUUUCUGUCAGCAGAUGGACGCUUGGAGAGUUUUAGACACCCUUGCAUGAGACUCGUUCUCCUUCCGGUGGUUGUUUCUCAGUCUGCUUGAGAACGUCUCCACGCAAGCUUUACCGUGUAUAGAUAAGGGAAGUUUCAGACACAUUGGGACUUGAGGAAAAAUCAUUGGAGUUUUCUCAUGGAGGAUUUUCACUGAACAAUGUUGAUAUUUAAGACUAUACGAACAGUUUCCAAACUUGGUUGAAAUAUGGAGAUUGAGAACCGAUUCACUCAACAGUGUUCUCCGUUAUGUAAAAAGGAUUAAAUCGCUCGGUCCAGGGUGCUAGCCAAUGGAUUUUUUUUUUUUUUUUUUUUUUUUUUGUGGACUGGAAUUAUUUCAUUGACUGAGAAAUGCUUAAAAAAAAACGUUUUUUUUCUUUGAGUGUGUAUUGGAGAUAAAGCUCUACCGCCACCUGCUGACUGCAUGGCUGAAAUUCACCUAUGGCUUGAAGUAGUUACUGCGCUACAAGACCGUCUGUUUGAUCUUUGCUGUUCCAGAUCUUCAGAUGAAGACCGAGACUCUCCAGUGCAUUGUGUCCUGUUCUCAUCUUUCAGAGAUGGAUCCCAAGGUCAGGAAUUUCAAACAGCACAUGAAAUGACGACUGCAUGACAAGAACUAAAAGCCCAGGAGGAAGUGGAGGGUUGCAGCUUCAUUGCACCGUAUUCGGACUACUCAGAGGAACAUGUUUCUUUGCUAGGAGGAGGGAGUGAACUGUGAAUGCUGGAACAGAGAACUAUGAGAUCUCAAACAUGCACAGAAUAGUUCUGCUCGAGUGCAGCCAGGGUUAAACACUGUGCACACAUUAUUAAUAACUGAAAUACACCUGCACACACACAAACAUACACAUCCAAAUAUGUAUUGUUGAUUACACGAACACUGACAUGGCUCAACUACACUUCAUCUCUGGCUGCCAUGUAAAUAAUCUAUAUAUCCCUAACCCUUUUCCCUUUCUCUGCUGGGUUUCAGGUUUGAUUUUUUUUUUUCUUCUCUUUUAAUGACAUGCCUUAACAGUUCAGAUUUGCCUAUUAAGGCAGACUUAAGAUGCGUAAAGCAAAAAAAAAAAAGUGUUAAUAGUCAGCGAGACUAGCUCUGUGAUUGUAGUGUGGGAUUUUAUUUAAUAAACCCUUGAAACAUUAUGAACCUGCAAAAAUGAUUUGUGACAUUACAAAUUAUCCCCACAAAAGACAUGCAAUUACUUCUUGGUUUUAAAUGGGCAAGUAUUUUUGAUGAUACAACCUAAUGUACAAACAGUGCUUUGCAGUUUCAAUAUUAGAGGCAAAAACUGUUUCCAGGUCAGAAAUAUUAAAUGUUUUCAUUUUUGAUCUCAAAAAAAGAUGUCUGUGCAGAAGUACUUUUACUAACACAUGCUUGAGUGUCAGCUUCAGCUGUUACUGAGCUUAACAUCAGAAAGGAUGGGAUUUGUUGGUGUAAGUGAUGCACGACAUUAUCAUAGUAAGUAUUGCCCUUUAAAGAUAAUUAAUUGUGUAAGGUUUGAAGGUCAGAUUUAACUAGAGAUGCCUAAUGUCUUUACUGGUAUGCAAAAAUCCAUGGUUUAAAAUGUUUGUGAUGAUAAAAAUACAUGCUUCUUAUAUUUAUUAAUUUAGUGUGUGAAGCAGCAAUACUGUAUUGACUGUCACAGAGGUGUGUGUUCAUGGUAAAGUGAUCAGCUGAAUAUCAGAGGCAUUGGCUGAUUCUAAAUCAUUAAAUCUUAUGCUAGUCAUCAAUGCUAUCACACAUCUGAGGUGGAUGUCUUUUGAAAUUUCCAGAGAUGCAACAAUUAAAAAAAGGUAAUAAGAAACCAUUGACAAUAAUGUUUGAAUAUUAUGUAAAUAGUUUUUUGGGGUUUAUGGUUUGUUUGAAGAAAACAAUAAAUACUUAAGAAAGAA
Carassius auratus (goldfish) is the source of this 8778-nucleotide messenger RNA. RefSeq names its product GRB10-interacting GYF protein 1-like. NCBI's taxonomy places the organism in Eukaryota, Metazoa, Chordata, Actinopteri, Cypriniformes, Cyprinidae. Gene Ontology annotation, biological process: insulin-like growth factor receptor signaling pathway. Gene Ontology annotation, molecular function: protein binding. Gene Ontology annotation, cellular component: cytosol. The coding region runs from base 990 to 4064 and encodes 1024 amino acids. The transcript has 26 exons. The record is from RefSeq and is a predicted model, not a curated record.